Messenger RNA from Trichomonas vaginalis G3, 354 nucleotides. RefSeq names its product protein of unknown function, DUF4106 family. Lineage: Eukaryota; Parabasalia; Trichomonadida; Trichomonadidae. The transcript has a single exon. The annotation marks the transcript as partial. The record is from RefSeq and is a predicted model, not a curated record.
AUGCCACGUAAGCUACGUAAGAAUAUACGUAAGAGGAAGGGAGCAUUGAAACAUCCAAUAGUAAAACUGACACCACAACAACAGUUGCAACAACAAAUGAUGAAUGACCCCACUAUGUUGCAACAAAUGUCAAGCAACCCUAUGCUUUUAAACCGAGUUAUUGGUGCACAGAGUGGAGGUUUAAGAGCGGCACUUUUAGCGAAAAUGACAGGCUAUGGUGGAGCUGCAGACGGAACAGCUUAUAACCCUCAAAGUCAAAUGAAUUUGAGUUCACUCAAAAAUCAAAUAACAGAUGUCAAAAAGUCAAACAUAGACAUACAGAAACAAAUAAGCGAAAACGAAAAAAAACUAGAA